AAAGCAUCAAUAAAUAGAGCUGAAAUGCAACCCCCAUUGCUCACAAACCCCAAGAAUUUCACCAAAAGGGAGUGCUUACUCUGAGCUAAAGAAAGAGUACUCUGAAGUCUGAAGUAGUCUUACUUCUUCCAAGCAAUCUGAAGUCUGAACCUUAGAAUGGAUCAGAAGGAUUAGCUGCAGAUGAAGGAGAAUACAUUCCAGGAAGGAACAGCCAUGGCGUCGUCCUCCUCAUCAUCGUCCUUUCUCGCUCAUCCAUCGUCGCUGCUGCGUCAGGUCGUCCAUGGCUUCGCCGGCUACCUCGCCGGCCUCUGCCGUUCUCUCCAGAAUCUGAAACCAUCUGCAGCUCCGAAACAAGACGCUGACGACGAAUUUGCCGUCAAUAACACUGCUGCGUCAAGCUCCGAAGAAGUUGAGAAUGUUCAGAUGAGAACAAGAGCAAUGCCGCGUUCUGAAAGGCCGGUUUUAAGAGAAGGGAACGGGGGAAAAGGCGGAGCACACCACAACGCUGGCCUUUAGCUUCAAUCGAUGCAAAGCUUUGAUCGAUCGAUCGACGCGAUCAUUAUGUACAAUAAUAAGUUCGGGUAAUCCAUGCAUGGAUUACUGUUCUUCGAACCGAGCAGUGGCUUUGAUGAUUUGUUACCCUGACUGUACGAGGAAAAUAUCAAGUGGAAAUAAAAUUUGCACUCACAGAUUUAACCAUGAGUAAAAACUUAGUAAAAGUUUUACUGUGGAUAAAUCUCAAACAUAUUCCUUAUCC
Oryza sativa Japonica Group (Japanese rice) is the source of this 757-nucleotide messenger RNA. The record is from RefSeq and is a predicted model, not a curated record. NCBI's taxonomy places the organism in Eukaryota, Viridiplantae, Streptophyta, Magnoliopsida, Poales, Poaceae.